This is a messenger RNA of Talaromyces proteolyticus, 2211 nucleotides long. RefSeq lists its product as uncharacterized. The record is from RefSeq and is a predicted model, not a curated record. Bases 227 to 1858 code for a protein of 543 amino acids. The transcript is spliced from 4 exons. Lineage: Eukaryota; Fungi; Ascomycota; Eurotiomycetes; Eurotiales; Trichocomaceae.
GCUCAGCUCUUAGAAUUUGCCGCCGUUUUACAACUGGAAUAGCUUGAGGCGCAGCCUUACCAAUGUAGCCUUGUCGAUCCUGUGGACCAUAAGUACUCUCCACAUGUACACUGUAGUAUUUACCUAGUUAUCUCCAGAGCGAAACUGGAACAGUACUCUCCAAUAGUACAGCAUUCCGCGUUAAAAUACGACAGAAAAGUGCGAAAAGCAAAACAGAAUCUCGAGAAUGAGCAAUUCCGCAAGUAACAGCAUGCGAAGCCAGCAAACAGACGACACCGCCAUUGCCGUCGAUGUUGAUGUUGAUCUUGAGCGGCAAGCAAAAGAUAAUACUGACGUCUUGGGAGGUGGGGGAAAUAAAAAUCGGUCUAGCAGGCAGCGGAUACCUGGCUGGUUGAGACGGCCCAAAAUACUCGGCGUUCGUAUAACCUCUCCUAAGUUUACUUUAUCUCCGUUUAAGAAAUCAUGGGCGAUUGUAACUAAUCUUUGUACGGAUAGUCACGAGCAGGAAACGGAUCUCCGUAAUGAGGCAAUCGAGUUGUUGUUCCAGUUGCCUGCCAAGCACGCAUUGGAAUGGCCAGGAAUUUUGGUCUUCUGCUCUCACCUGGAAAGCCGCUUUGAGGAGCUGCUAAACCCACAAUUUGGGACCAUCUGGAGGAUUUUGGGCUGCACCGCUCCCUUAACCGCAGUAGGUUGCUGGCACUGGUGUUUUGCCGUGAUCAGGGCUUUUCAGGCUUUGAGUGACGAGGAAUCAUGCAUGGACAAGGCCUAUAAGCGGCUCUUGGAGAAUUCGAAGAUCUCAGAAAAUGAGAUCGAGUCAUACGAUAAGCUACAAGUCCUGCGCGCGAUGUUCGCAGUGCUAUGUUGGACAUCAGCAAUAAUAAAGCCCAUCCUGGACGUUGAAGCAGUAACUUCCACACUGGAGACAGCUAACUCAAACUUACGGCGACCAAUCGCCAAAGUGUUCUUUUACUUUCAGAGCAACACUACAGAUGUGCAGAAACCGGGGGACUACCUCGCCAAUGGCGGUAAUCAGAGCAGUGGAGGCAGCAGCGAUGACGUGCUAUACGAAUCAAGUCUGAAUUAUUCAUCACUCUCCACGAUUGGCCGAGUCAAGCUGAAAUGGGUCGAUACGCUGACCGCGCACCUCGCUUUCGACCGCUCGACUCGUGUUCUCUCCGUCUACCGCUUUCCUUCUUUCUGUGCAACCAAGGUACUGUGCAACGGCGAUGUCCAAGUUCUCAAAAGCAUUACCCAAAAACUCCUACACUCUCAGUGCUACACUGACACUUCGGAGGAAGAGUCUGCGCUACACCGUGAGAUUCUGUUGUCAUAUCGCCUGUUGUUCGGGCAAUCCUCCAGCUCCCGCAAGCUCCUCGGGCAGCUGCUCAGCCAGUCAUCAACGAAAGCAUCAAAAAAAUACAGCCAACGCUCCUCCACCAUCAGCAGUGUCAUCACAGACGACAAUGAUCCUUUCCUUGUCACCAUCUGUACCACGCCACUUCUCUCCCACUGGCGUUUUCUCGGCUUCACCGGCCUGAAUAAAGCUUCCACCCUUCUUCCAGGCACUAUUUUUCCCUCCUCAGCGCUUGACAUUAACGGCCAACUCCAGGAAUCUGAUACGUACUCGGUCCGCAAUGACUUCCCUGUCUUCGGCCCUCGGCUGCUGAUAUUGCAACGCUACAAUAUGAGGCAACAGCCCAGUAGGGUGAGAGACCUUUGGCGAGACAGGCGGAACCCGCUUCAAUGGUAUACCUUCUGGGCUGUACUGUGGAUUGGCGGAGUGAGUAUCAUAUUAGCAGUACUGCAGGUCCUAGUGGGUGUCGCGCAAAUUUAUCUCGCUGCCCGAGUGCAGCCAUAGGACGGACAGACAUUUAGGUAACGUCUUCUUUCUGGGAUUAGCGGGUGCUUCUGUGGAUACGAUAUAGAGUAAAGGAAGGGUUAAUUUGAAUGGGCUGUGACACUAUGCCACAAUGAGGGGAUCUCCUAUAAUAAUAUGUACGGGAGGGACUGAUAUACCGGGUGGUGAAUGAAAAGACCGGUGCUGUAAGUUUACGAAUAUAUACCUUGUACCAGUAAUUUAGGGCUGCAGAACGUAUUUCGGACAUUCUCGACCCGCUUCGCUAACUGCAACCAACUCGACCACCGGAUAAAAGUUCGGACUUAACGGACUAUAACUGUAGCCUCCGGCACCAGCUAGUUUCAAAUCUGGGU